GGUUGCAGAUGGCGCUGUUGUAUUAACCAGCGGCCAAUUAGAAGAUUUCAGAUGGUACUGUAUUACUAUGCGUAUUAUUACUUUACUACGAAAUAUAGUGUCAAAAAUGGAUUGACGUCUUUUACAAAUAUAUCUUUGAAGAGGUUAGAUGACAAAGAUUAUGUGAAUAACAUCGAAAAGUUGGCUAGAUAAAUAUACUAAUUCCACGAUGGUUAGUAAAGAUGGAAAGAUAGAUCUGUAUCGUGAUACUCCUAUAAGAUAUUUAGGUUAUGCUAAUGAAGUCGGAGAGGCAUUUCGACACAUGAUUCCAAGAUCUGUUGUAUGGUUAACUUAUGUUAUUUCUUCUGGUUAUGUCUUAGCUGAUACGAUAGAUAAAGGUUAUCACGUGUAUCAGAAUGAUCAAACUUCGCAAAAGAUGAAACAUGUUAUGCUAUCAACUGCGGACACUUUAUUAUGGCAAUCAUUUGCAUCCGUCAUAAUUCCAGGUUUUACUAUUAACAGACUUUGUGUGGCAGUACAAUAUGCACAAAAAAAUGCAACUAACUUAAUUUUAAAGAAUCCUUGGUUACCGACGAUUGUCGGUUUAUUAUCUGUACCGCUUAUAGUACAUCCUAUAGAUUAUGUCGUAGAAGAAACGAUGAAUACUACUUAUAGAAAAUGGAUCGAUCAUUAUCCCAAACGCAAUAAUGACAAAGCUAGAGAUGAUAAAUAAGAAAAAAAAAAAAAAAAAAAAAAAAAAAAAAAAAAAAAACAAGCGGGGGAAAAGAAAAAGAAAAAGAAAAGGCAAAGCAAUAAUUCAAUAUAAGUGCACUUUAAUAUUCCGAGUACAAUAAUUGGUCUUAUCGAUCUUUAUACGCUUUUUUUUUCUUUUUUUUUUUUUUUUUUUUUUUUUUAGGUUAUAUGAAUACGACUUAAGGUAUGAAUAAAAUUAAAUAACGAUAAAACAUUGUAAAUUGUAAUAUCGGAAUCGAUGAAAUUUCAUGAUACAAAUAUAUUUAAUAUUUAUGCGAUUAUCAGAGUUUCAUGCUCUUGACGCACAAUAAAACAAUGUGUUCAACGUG
Messenger RNA from Vespa mandarinia (Asian giant hornet), 1061 nucleotides. Its product is annotated as mitochondrial fission process protein 1. The record is from RefSeq and is a predicted model, not a curated record. Lineage: Eukaryota; Metazoa; Arthropoda; Insecta; Hymenoptera; Vespidae. Gene Ontology annotation, cellular component: mitochondrion. Gene Ontology annotation, biological process: mitochondrial fission.